Molecule: messenger RNA, 2190 nt
Organism: Vicia villosa (hairy vetch)
Lineage: Eukaryota; Viridiplantae; Streptophyta; Magnoliopsida; Fabales; Fabaceae
Product: WAT1-related protein At1g09380-like
Exons: 11
Coding region: 850-1908 (352 amino acids)
Cellular component (GO): plasma membrane
Molecular function (GO): transmembrane transporter activity
Source: RefSeq, a predicted model, not a curated record
CUAAUCCUGAUCCUCUCUCUCUCUCUCUCUCUAGCCACCUUUUCCGAUAACAGUAGUUUCGAAUCAUCGAUCUCAAAAACCCUAAUCCCCUCUAUCACCGUCUUCAACCACCGUUCCGAUAACAGUAGCUUCGAAUCACCGAUAUCCCAAACCCUAUUCUCCUCUCUCACCGUCUUUUUCUACUAUCUACACAUGUACGCUUGUGCAAUUGGAGAAAAUCAACAAGCUCAAGGCUAAUCGAGUGGAUAAUGAUGAAUUUGCAGUUGAUUCUGAGGAUGAAGAGCUUGAAUCUAUCACUUGAUUGUGCAAGAUAUAACUAUCGCAUGAACUUUGCGUGCAAACACCAACACACCCUCACUUUUUAUUCUCUUCACAUGGAUGCUAAUGCAAUUGGGGAUUUUAUCAACAAGCUCAAGGCUAUUCGAAUUGAGAAUGCUGCAUUUGCAGAUGAUUCCGAUGAUCAAGAUCUUGAACCUAUCACUUGAUUAUGUAAGGCUUUGCUUGACCCCAAAAAAUUUCAUCCAGGAAGUCUUCUAUGAGUGAUUUUGUGGAGACCCUUUGGAUUUUGUGCUUCGGGUUUAUGCACCGAUUUUUGAGAUGGAAAGCACAUUUCACCAGAUGCUAUUUGUUUUACAUGUGGCCUUCCUUGACAUAUCUUCUCAGAGAUCAACACGAGCAGUGGAAUCCCCCAAUCUAAAGAAACCAUGCUGAAGACAUUUGAUCAGCGUGUUAACACGACCCACUCAGCCUUCUUACUUGUGUUCUAUUAUCAAGAUCAAGAUCCUAUCCACAACAUUCCAAGCCAUCACUUCUUCACAUUUGAUAUUUUGACCAGUCGUAGCAGGCAAAAUGAUGAAGAAGUGGUUUAUACAUUCCCAGGCUCUUCUUGGAAUGCUGUUAGUGCAGCUUUUUGCAACUGGGAUGCAAGUUUUGUCAAGGGUGAUCUUGAUUCAAGGAGCAUAUAUUUUUUCCUUAAUUACGUAUCGGCACAUUGUUGGGGCAAUUUGUGUUGCCCCGUUCGCAAUCUACUUUGAAAGAGGACAAGCAAAGAAGUUCAAUUGUAGAGUUUGUUUCUGGCUUUUUGCUAAUGCAUUAGCAGGGAUGACAUUGUCUCUAGCAUUAUUUUAUUAUGGUGUUCGUGACACAUCGGCCACUUAUGCUGUCAAUUUUCUUAACUUGAUACCUAUUUCUACAUUCCUGGCCUCCAUCAUAUUCAGGAUGGAAAGUCUUAGAAUUGGAACAUGGGGUGGUAGAGCAAAGGGUCUCGGGACGCUUAUUUGCGUGGCCGGAGCUAUAAUUACAAGUCUAUAUAAAGGGAAGGUGUUUUAUAUUGGUCAUCAUAGUAACCAUGCUCAGAUGAUCAUUGUGGCAGCACCCCAAAUUAACAUGCUUCGCGGAACUUUCUUUUUGGUUGGAUCUUGUUGUUCAUACACUACAUGGUUUAUUAUGCAAGUUAAGUUGGCUGAAGUAUUUCCUUUGAGAUAUUGGAGAACAUUUUUGUCAUGCGUUAUGGCAGCACUUCAGUCCGCGGUUAUAGGCGCUUGCUUUAAUUAUAGUAAAGAAGCUUGGAGAUUAGAGUGGAAUCUCCAGCUCAUUACUAUAAUUUACUCGGGAGCAUUGGCAACUGCCGCCACAUUUUGUCUAAUAUCCUGGGCAGUUACUAUCAAAGGUCCUACAUACCCAUCCAUGUUCAAUCCGCUUGCCCUUGUUCUUGUUGCCUUAUCAGAGGCUAUCUUGCUGGGUGAACCACUGCAUGUUGGACAGUUGUUGGGCAUGGUUUUAAUCAUACUGGGGAUAUAUUCUUUUCUGUGGGGUAAGAAGAAUGAGAUGCAUUUACCUCAGGAGAUAAGUGCAGCAGCAGGACCAAGUUAUUCACCGGAUGAAAGUGUACUUGAAAUUGAUAUCUGAUAGAUAUUAUUACUCUUUUUGAUGUUAUAUACAAGUUUCAACCUUACCCAUGGAAGGGAUGCGUUUUGACAUCUAUACUAUCUUAUUAGUCUUUCUAGUAGGUCAUUUUCUUGUUCAAAUUAUUUUAGAUGGUCACUUUUAGAAUACUUUAACCUAUUUGAAGGAUCAUUCAAUAAACUUUAGAAUAAUUCAAAAUAAACUAUUGGAAGGUUAAAUAUCUCCGUACCUAAGUACAAACUUGCUUGAACAUACUGUACCUUAUGAGUUAUGAUUGUCUGAUUA